This is a messenger RNA of Nezara viridula (southern green stink bug), 9628 nucleotides long. Lineage: Eukaryota; Metazoa; Arthropoda; Insecta; Hemiptera; Pentatomidae. The record is from the annotation of a GenBank genome assembly.
AAAAUUAUAAAAAUGUAUUCUGCAGAGUGACAUUUAUGAUUUUUUCAAGGGGUCAAAUUUUAUAUUUGUACAAAUAGAUCUUAAAAAUUGAAUAAUGUUCAGGACUAUUGACACUACAUCAUUCAAAAUAUUCAGGGCAUUAAAGUGGUAUUUUAUUUGAGAAUGGCCCAAAAAGAUUUUAAAAUAUCAAUAUUAUUGAGCAGAAUAAAAGUUCAGUCAAUUGUGAACAAAUUUGAACAUGUUAACCUAAAAAAAAAGGAUUAUAUUUGUGAACAAAGGUUUGUCGAAUUGUUAUAAAAAGCAGGUAAUAAUAAAACAACAUAUGGUCAGAUGAAAAUUUUUGAAGUAAACAGGCUAAAAAAUUAUGAUAUGGAAAAUUGGUGAGACAUGAAAAUUGUAAACAAAUUGUUUACCAAUAAUUAAAAUGGGGAUUGAUUGGAUUGUGAUUACCAAGCAUAGAAAAAAUUUUACAAGCCAUCAUCUUAAGAAAAAGUGCAACUAAUUCAAAAUGCUCGAAAUACGAAGAAACUUCGGAGUCUUACUUUAUAUUGUCAAACGAUCUAUAGCAGAUUACUCUACCAAAGGAGAUAAACAUUAUGAAUUUUGCAUAAGACAUAUAAAAACAGACCUGAAUAAUCACUCUUAUAUUGUAAAACAAACUACAGGUAUUCCGAGAGAAAUAAGAAAUGUAAGCCCAAUUAGCUAUAGAAAUUCACCUUAUACUAUCGGACCACAAGCUUCUUACAACUCAUUUCUUCCAUCUACAAAACAUUCAAAGUUUAAAAUCACUUAUGACUCAGGGAAUAGUUUUUUAGAGAGGAAUGUGCUAGUACAAGAUUCGGUUAAUAAAAUGGUAACUCAUUACUCUACUAAAGAGCAAAAUCCAAAUAGUAGUAUCUACAAACAUUGCACAGUUGAAGAAGUUAAAAAUCCAUGUUAUAUUAAUGAUACUCCAAGCUGCUAUGCUAAUUUAAGUGAACAAAGAUAUGAUACAUUUUCUAAUGAUAACAAUGAAACAGUAUACAUUAAUUCAAAUUAUCAUGAGAAUUAUUUAUAUUCGAACCGAUAUAAUCAGAUAGCUACUUCUGAAGAUGAUCCUUUUACCAAUGAUAGCAAUGAUUUUUCGCUGACUAAAAUCAAAGAAUUGUUGAAUAACAAGCUUAAAGAUAUAAUGAUAACCAAUUUGAAUACAAAAAAUAUUAUAUCCGAUAAUAUAGUAAUUUUAAAUCAAAAGAUACCUGAAAGAGAAAGUCUUCUAUUUUUUAAAAACAAUGAUCUACAUGUUAUAGAAUCUUCUCAUACAAAUUUCAAAAAUGAAGUAAAGAAUUAUCUGAAGAAACAUGAUUCUAAAAGAAGGAACAGACGGGCACCGGAGAGAUUGAAUUUGAUAAGAUUUUCUAAAGUUUCUUGGCCAGAUAAUUUGUUUGGCGAAUACAAUUCACAAAGUAAUUUCAGUGAAAAUAAUAGCUUCGAUAGUGUGAAUACAUCCAGCUCAUGGAAAAGUUUGAAUGGCAUUACCUUAAAGGUAAAAAAUUCAAUACCCUUAAAAAAAAAUCUUGAGCAAACUUGGGUUGAAUACGAUGAAGAUAAUGAAAAUUUUGAACAUGAGACAUCGCGAAAUUAUAUAGGAUUUUCUCCAAAAUCAGGACCACCAUUCACUGAAAAAGUGCCUAUAAAUAGAGACAAACUAAUCGAUGAAAGUGUUGUUCCUAAUAGCAGUAUAUUGAGUAUUAUAAACUCAAUUGAUAAAUCAGCCGUAAUAAUCCAAAAAGAUUUAUAUAUAACUGAUCAAAUCAUACAGAAAAUUCAGAAAGAAGAAGAAAAGAACAAAGAAAUGGAUAAAAACAAAUUAGAAACUAGUGAAAAUAAAAAUUAUGUUAUGUAUUUAGGUGCACCAACUGUUAAGAAUGGAGCGGUCACAUUAUCUCUUGCAGGUUUAACUACUGGCACCAAUGAAUUAUCUUUGAGUAAUAGGCACCAAUCUCAUAAAUAUUUAUUAAGUAGUAAAAAUGUCCAUGUAAGUCAAACACAAAACAAUGGAUUAAAUAAUGAUUCAUCAACUUCUGUGACAGUUAAGUCUGUAAAUAAUGAUGGAAAAAUAUCAUUGAACAUGUCAUAUGAACCGAAUAAACUAGUUCCAAUGUUCAGUUUUUUUUCAAAUGACCAAAGCGUUGAAGAAAAUGUAGGAGUAAAUAAUAUAAAUAAGACCUUGGAUAAUAUAAACAAUAACCCAUCAAGACAAUCUAGCAUCAGUCAAUUGCAUCAUACAAGUGAAAAUAAUUUACCUGACAAUAACUAUCAACUGUCAAAUGAAAGUGGAAACCGAUUAAAAGUAUUGGAAAGAGGAAUAACAAAUAAAUGUGAAAACAAAUCUUCAAAAACUUUUCAUACAAGUGAAAAUAAUUUACCAGACAAUAACUAUCAACUAUCAAAUGAAAGUGGAAACCGAUUAAAAGUAUUGGAAAGAGGAAUAACAAAUAAAUGUGAAAACAAAUCUUCAAAAACUUUUCAUACAAGUGAAGAUACUUUACCAGACAAUAACUAUCAACUAUCAAAUGAAAAUGGAAACCGAUUAAAAGUAUUGGAAAGAGGAAUAACAAAUAAAUGUGAAAACAAAUCUUCAAAAACUUUUCGUACAAGUGAAAAUAAUUUACCAGACAAUAACUAUCAACUAUCAAAUGAAAGUGGAAACCGAUUAAAAGUAUUGGAAAGAGGAAUAACAAAUAAAUGUGAAAACAAAUCUUCAAAAACUUUUAAAGAAGAAUCAAGAUAUACAAUACCUGAUAAUAGACCAUUGGAAGAUAAAUCAGCUGUUGAGAAUAUGGGGACAUUUUCUAGAGAAAUUGAUGUUAAUAAAUCUAAUAAUUUACAAGAUGAGAUUCAUAAAUUAUUAGUGAUUAGCAAUGAACGAAUAAAAAAAUUAGAAACAGAAUUGUCAAAUCUGAAAAUACAUAAUGAGUGUGAAAAAAAAAAUUCAUCACAAAAAUUAUCCGAUGUUCAGAAAUUAUUGGAAACUUUGUUAAAUGAAUACAGUUUAAAGAGGGAAGCAUCUGUUUCUAAUGAGCUAAAUAAUAAAUCUGAAAUAAAGCAUUCUCAUACAUCUAAACCAGAUGCUGACCAAAUAGCUCAGCAUAUUGGCCGAGCUGUUGCAGAAUCUUUGGAAACUUGGCUGAAUUAUAAUAUUCCAAAGAAAGAAAUAACUUCCUCUGAUGAAUCGAGAAGUGAAUCCAAAAUUCAGACAGAACCAGAUAUUCUUAAAGCAGAGGAUACUUUGAACACAGAGGAAACAUUGUUAAAUGAUAACUUUUUAAAGACAGAAAUGUAUAAUGCAAAUUAUUCUGAUGAAGGAAUAAUACAGAUGGACAGUCACGCUAAUCAUAAUAACAUUAAUGAAAAUUCUGAAGACAAUUAUUAUCAUUCAUCAAAUACUAUCAAUAAUGAGCUAGAGUUUACCGAAAAUGAUUUUCCAAAACAGGAAGAAAUAAUUCACGAAUCUGAAAAAAAACAUUCAGAAAUUUCUGAUGAAGAACCUACCUUGAUAAAGAAAGAAUCGUCUGACAUAAAUUAUCCUGUUGAGAUUCAUGAAUCUUUUUUUAAUUCAAAUACUAAUGAAACUAGCUUGAAGAAUAAAAAUUUAUCUAAUGAUAACAUAAAAGAAUCUAAUAAUAAAUCUCAAUAUACCUUGACAGAUUGUGGCCCUACUUCUAAGUUGUAUUCGUUAAAAUGCUCAAAUGAAAAUGGCAAUGAAUCCAUCACUAAUAAAGAAGACAUUAUGGAACAUAGAGGAUCCAUUAAAAAAGAAGGCAGCUUUUAUGAAAAGAGAAAGAAAUACCUUGCCAAUAUGAACUCAUCAGCAAAGGAAAGUCAUGUACAAGUCCUAUAUAAGCAUAAUAAUAAUUCAAACUUAUGUAUUACAUCCAAUAAUACAUCAAAAGAACCUCUAACCAUGAAAAGUGAUGAUCUAAAUCCACCAGAUUUCAGGUACCCAGUUUCAUGUACCUCAGGAAAAGGUUCAUUCGGUGGCAGAAAAAAAGAAGAAGAUUUGUAUAAAUUUGUUCCAAUUAAGAAAAAGAUUGAUAGUUCAAACACAAAUAAUUCAUCUGUUGACCGUGUUAGAAAAACGACAAUCUCUUCAAUAGAAAAAAAUGAUUUCACUGAUAUUAGCAUUUCAGAAGUUCAAACAUAUGUAGAUUCUCGUUUACCUAUUCCAUUUUCCACUGAAACUUUUUUUCAGAUCUUUGGAACAAAUCAGUCAUUAAGAGACCAUUCAUCUUUCAUGGAUGUGGCUAAAUUUAAAUUGUCUUCGCCAAAUAGAAUGACAGAUCAACAUUCAAAUCUAAAUGUAAUGGCAAAACUCGAUGAUAUUCAAAAAAGUGUUCAAUAUUUGAAUAUUCUUACUAUGAAUUCAAAAUUAUUACAGAGUAAAGAUGAAGUAUUUAAAAAUGGAACCCUCAUCUCUUCAAAAGAAGUGUCCGCAAGCCCUGCUAACAAACAGAGAAGUGUUAAAGAUAGUACAAAAGAAAAAAUACAAUACAGUAAAAUUGAAAGUCCACAUAUUACAAAUAAGAAAGAGCAAACUAUUAAUUUAGGAAAUGUAUCAAAUUUCAUUCCAAAGUUUUCAUUAAAAAUGUUUAAAAACAAUAAUUUAACAGUUAAAGCUCAUAAUUUGAAACAAAUAGGCCAACAGAACUGGGGAAGUGAAAAGAAUAAAAAUAAUCAAGAGAUAAGAAUACAAAUUUCUGAAAUAAAAAAGCAAGAUGAAAAAAGAUCAUCGAAGAAGGAUGAAAAGAGUUUACUGGUUGUAAAACCGAAGAAGGAAAAUAUCAAAGAAAUUAAAGUAGAUAUUAAGAAACGUGGGAUUCAAAAGGUGGGAUUAACUGGUAUCAAAGUAUCAAAAGGCAAAUAUGUCGAUCUUUUUAGCUUCGAUAAAAAUGAAAAAAAAAAUAAGCCAAAUGUACAAGGUCAUAAGAAGGGUGUUUAUGAUCAUAGGGCACUUUCCAAACGAGAUAGGAAAAUAUUAAGAGAAAUCACUAAAGAAAUACCAAAAAAAAAGUUGAAAGGGAAAAGCAAUAGGAAACGACCUAUAAGGCCUAUUACUAGCAGAAAAGCUGGAAAAGAAAUUGCAAAAUCAUUGGUUAAAAAAACUGAAAAUGUGGCAAGUAACAUAACAUUACCUAAAAAAGAUGGUGAAUCAGUGAACAAAACUGUCGUCUCAAACGCUGAUUUAUCGAAUAAACAAAAACUAUUACCACCAGGAAAACAUGGCCCAGAGGAAAAAGAGGUACAGAAAAGUUAUACAGAUAAAAUUGAGAUUAGAACCCAUAAAAUUAUUCCAAGAGUAGGUCGGAAAAAAGAAGAAAAUAAAAACUUGUUGAAAUCUGAGGGUAGAAAAUCACAAGUUAUAAUACAUGACAAAACUGUUGAAAAAAUAAAAAUUUCUGAAGCGAAUUCAACCAAUACUGAUAAGUAUAAUGUAUCAAAAUUAGAAAAUUCAAAGCAACAUAUAAAGACUGAAAAAUUUUCAAUAAAAAAUGCUGAAUCAAGAAAUAUUAAAAGUGAUGUAGGCAAUAUUGACAUAACUAGUAGGAGACCGUUAUGCCAAACCUAUGUUGCAACUGAAACAUACGUAAAUCAACCAGAAAAAAUACAUCAGAUUCCAGAAAAAAUAUUUACAAGUAAAAAAAUACAUAAAAAGAUUCCAACACCACCAAAAGUCACAAUAUUAGAAAAUAUUAAAACUAACAAUGAAGAUAAUAAUGAAACCUUAAAAAUACAUGAAGGUUUCAAAGAAGAUUUGAUAAGAAAGUCACAGAAAAAAAUUGAAAAUAACACUAAUAUAGAUUUUAGAGUAAGAACGCCUAAGCUAAGGAAUCCAAAAUCUAAGGUCACAAUGUUUAAAAGUAAACAAGAACCAAUGCCGAUGCUUGUAAAAGAUAAAAAGAACUCUGAAAUUAAAAAUAAACACCUUAUUCAAAAAAUGCAUCAAACAAAUAAAUUAGAUCAGAAAAAUUUCAAUGAAAUUAGAACAUCAAAGAUAACGAGUACAGUAAAUAAAGGAGCUUCAGUACAAAAUAUGAAGGCAGAUGAACUUUACAAAGUUAAACAAUCACAAUCAAAGUCAAAAACUCCAGAUAUUAUAAAUAUUAAACCACCCGAAAAAGUAGCAAAGGUGACAGAGAAACCGCGGGAAAGUGAGCAGCUGAAAAUAGUUGCUACUGAUAAAUUAAAAUAUCCAAAGGAAACUGCAAUUGAAGAGAAGGCACCUAAGAUUGGUCUACCAGAAAUUAAGAACAGGACACACUUCCCAAUGUUUCUAAUUGAUGUUGAUAAAAUGUCCAAAGAAAUCAAACCAGAGUUGGACUUCAGAAAUUGUCAAAAAUGUCAAGUAGCUCAUGACAAAAUAAUAGAAUUCCCAUUGCAUAAUCAAGAAAAGAAAUUAUUAUUUAAACCACCAUUUAAAAUUCUUAAUCUUGGCCCAAAUAAUGAUCCUACGCUACGUAAUGAAUUGAAGUUUUUCCCAUCUGUAACAAAGGUUAUGAAUUUAACUAUUCCAGAAAACUCUCGUGAAACUUUAAGAGAAUGGAGGAAGAGUAUGAUUAAUGAACUUGGAGAAAACGGUUUCAAAUCAUUUUACAAAGCUGAAUUAAUAAAUGGAAAUAAAUUCAAUUGGAUGCUUCAUAAUUUUCUGUUAAAUGGUGACCAGUAUAAAAUAGACUCAAGUCCGAAUUUAAGCUUGAAGAGCAUAGAAAAAGUUUUUAGAAGAACUUCAGAUUUGAGUGCCAUUAACAGCCAUGUUAUUCACAGAAAAUUAGCCUACAGGGGUGUCAUCGACUGUGUGGCUAAGUAUCAAAAUAAACCUGUGUUAAUUGAAUGGAAACGACUAGAAAAUCCUCAGGUGGAAGUAACAAAUACAUCCAUUGAUGUAGCUGCAACACAAUUGUCUGCUUACAUAGGAGCUCUCAACUAUGAUGAUACUUAUAAAUUUCAGAUAUCUGGAGGGUUACUAGUGUUGGCAUACAAUGAUGGAAGUGAUGCUGAAGUAAUUGAAAUUAAUAAUGAACAGUGCAAUAAGCACUGGAAAAUAUGGCUAAAAAGACUACAAUUAUAUCAUGAAAUGUCUAGAAAAAAAGCAAUGUGAAUGUGUUAGAAAAUUGUUCCAUUUGCCGAUAGAGCUGUAAAAUAAACUGUUAUAGAAUAGUGUCAUUAUUUAUUUGAAGAAUGCUUAAUAAAUAAAAUAAUCCAGAAAACUAGCCUCUUUAAAAUACUUAUAUUGACGAUAUAUGCGCAGCAUGUUUUCAAAGAUUAUAAUACAGCUACAGAGGGUUUUUGCUGGGCCAGGGGAGAAGGCGGGGAAUUAUGUGGCAUCAAAAGUCCCACCAGGCUACGGGAUUUGAACUCGUAAUUAUUUUUCUAUCUCAAACUUAAGUUAUCAGGUUGCCGGGCAAUGCACGGUGCUGUACACACAGGUUAGACCUCUCGGCCACCCUGCCUCCGCGGUUUUCUACAAUCUUAGAAUUAAUUAUAAAUAUAUAUUUAACUUAAUUAUACAUUGCUGUGAUUUAAAAUUUAAUUUAUCUAUUUUGUUAGCGUGCUCUCUCGGUCACAAUAGUUUUGUUUUUACUUUUUCCGACAUUUCUCCCACAGACCUUAUUACUGUCAUAAUGAAAUCGUGUUCCAAUUCCGUAGGCCCAGAUGGCAUUCCUAUCAAACUAAUAAAAUUAUGUCUCACUGAAAUCCUCCCAGCACUCCUUUUCAUCUACAAUUUCUUCCUGCAGAAUUCAAUAUUCCCGACCUCUUGGAAAAAAGCCAUUGUCCUUCCUUUAAACAAAAAGCCUAAUCCAUCCUCUCCCGAAGAUUUCCGCCCAAUAUCAAUCCUUUCCAAUUUUUCGAAACCCCUAGAAAGGUUAGUGCAAUCCCAAGUUUCCAAUUUCCUUGAACAAUCCAACCAACUCGAUCCUCUCCAAUCUGGCUUCCGUCCUGGCUACUCUACACAAUCUGCUCUGAUUAAAAUUACCAGUGAUAUUCAGACUGCAAUAGAUGACAAAAAACUAACCAUACUUAUACUUCUUGAUUUCUCCAAAGCUUUCUAUUAUCCAUUCCAUCCUUUUCAACAAAUUAAAAUCAUUAUCCUUCUCUAAUAGUUCCAUCUCUUGGUUCCAGUCUUUUCUCUCACAACGAACCCAAGCAGUUUCCAUACCUAAUCAACCUCUAUCUACCUACCUUCCUUUAUCCUCUGGAGUUGCACAGGGUUCAAGCAUGUCUUUCAGCUCUUAUAUUAAUGACCUAAAUGAUUCAAUUAUCCAUUGUUCCCACCACCUUUAUGCUGACGAUUCUCAAAUCUAUUUAUCCUUUUCUCCCGCUGAGUUAUUGGUGGCAUGUGCCAAAAUUCAAGAUUUAGAUUGAAUUGCCUGGGCCAACUUAAAUGGAUUAAGGCUAAAUGCUGCCAAAACUCAGGCCAUUCUCAUUGGUUCCAAGCCCCUCCUUAGAUCCCACACCUACUUUCCCUCACUCUAUCUAAACAACCACCCCAUCACCUUCUAUCCCUUUGUUAAAAAUUUAGGCUUUCUCAUAGAUCAAACCCUUUCCUGGAAUCACCAUAUCUCUCAUAUAUCCCGCCGUGCAAUUUCUACCCUCAAACUAUUCCAUCACUUCCGCCAUCUUCUACCCCAAAAUACCCGUAGAUUCCUAGUUUCCUCUCUCAUCUUUCCCCACUUUGACUACAGCUGUGUUGUGUACGAUGGCCUCUCAGUGGAACUCCGUGAUAGACUCAAAAGACUUAUGAAUAGCUUCGUAAGAUUUGUAAUUGGGACCCCGAGACACUCCCGUGUCUCCCACCACUUCCCCUCCUUAAGAAGACAAUAUUUCCUAGGCACUUUCCUUUAUCAAAUCAUUACUGAUCAUCGUCCUUCUUAUGCCUACAACCUUCUCCAAUUUAAGUCCUCAAUCCAUUCCCUCACUACAAGAUCUCGACCCUCUGACCUAUACAUCCCUUCUCAUAGAUCUGCCUCAUUCCAAAAUUCCUUUAUAGCCCGCUCUGUCAACUUUUGGAAUUCCCUCCCGAUCAAAAUUCGACAUGCCCCUUCGCUAUACACAUUCAAAAACCUCCUAUUCCAAAAACAGUCAGAUACCAGCUAAUUAUUAAUAUUAUAUAUGUAUUGUGCAGCAAUCAUAUAAUCAUAAUACUUGGUAAGAGAUAGUAUAGUACAUGCAUUUCCUACUAUCAACGUAGGAAUUUCAAUACAUACAUUUUUUUUUUUUAUUCAAUUAUUUAUGAAAUGAACUCAUUCUAUCUCUUUUUCGUUCUUCAUUUCUCAAAGUGUAUGUUUAUGUUGUUCAACCCUUAUAUAUAGUUUUGUUCAUAGUUCAAGUGAUUCAUUUAUAGUUUUAAUUGUUUUGUUCAUAAUUUUAAAUGCUCUGUACAUAGUUUUAUCUGUAUUGUAUAUAGCAUGUGCACCUAAGGUUUUCUUAACUUUUUAUUUUAUUUUAUCAAUUUUAUUUAUUGUUUCAAACGUUUAGGCCAGUAAUAUUCUAUUAUUUUGUACAUUAUUGUUAUUCUGAAGGGACUUAGUCCCAGAAUAAAGUAUUUUUUCUAUCUAUCUAUCGAUAUGAAAAAUGGAAAAGGAAAUGA